CACUGGCAUGGCGGAUUACAGAGCAGGAAUUCCGCCUAUGCGCUGAUGACAGCGUCCCGAGGAGGAAACACCGGCGAUGACCAUCCUCUGGAGACACGGAUCCGUUGCCCAGCGACCAGCGGAGAUCCCUGGAGUCAACUAACCAGCUGCGAGCAACUUGGCAGCGGCGUUUUUUUCCCCUCCGACUUCACAGCUGCCGUUGGGCCGCCGGUUCGGGUCAGGCUUGACAGACGGUGCAUGAAGUGCUCACUCCUGAUGCUCCGACUUGGACCGGUGCCUUUUCUGCGCUCUAAGUCCUCCCUGGGAUGAACUAGAAUAGCUCAGUGUCGCUGAACUAUCGUAGAGAGAAGAUAAUGGAUCUGAUCGGGGCGCUGCAUUUGGACGAGCUGUCCCAUGGACUGGCAAACUUGUCCAUGUUUCCUUACUUUGAAAUGGCGCAUUAUAUCGUGUCGGUCAUGGCUCUGAGGGAGCAGCCAGGCGCUCUGGAGGUGUCCAGGGUCAGCCCCUUGGCCUGCUGGUUCAGCUCCAUGCUCUUCUGUUUUGGUGGAGCUGUGCUGUCUGGGAUCAUGCUGGCCGAGCCGCCGGUAGCACCUUUAUCCAACAGCACCAGUGUUCUGCUCGCUUCAAUCAUCUGGUACCUGGUGUUUUACUGCCCCAUGGACCUGGUGUACUGUUGUGCUGCCCCGCUGCCUCUCAGGCUGGUGCUGUCAGGAAUGAAGGAAGUGACCAGGACGUGGAAGGUCCUGGGAGGGGUCACCCAGGCACACGGCAAAUACAAGGACAGCCUGCUGGUUAUGAUUGCUAUCGGGUGGGCUAGAGGGGCUGGAGGUGGUCUGAUAAGUAAUUUCGAGCAGCUUGUUCGAGGUGUUUGGAGGCCAGAGACCAACGAGCUCCUCAAAAUGUCUUACCCCACAAAGAUCACCCUGAUUGGAGCGGUGCUGUUUGCUCUGCAGCAGACCCACUACCUGCCUGUCCAGAAGCACCACCUGAUGCUCAUUUACACCAUCUUUACUGUUGUCAACAAGUCGAGGAUGAUGCUGACAGGCUCCUCCACCUCACCCUUCGCCACCAUUGAGUCAGCCGUCUACAAGACCCUCUUCACCGGCUACUCCCCUUACGCCGCCCUCACCGCCGAGGUAAAGAAGUCGUGCAUCGACAAUGGCACAACAAAUGGUACAGCCUCUACCGCUGCAACCAAAGAGUCCAGCGAAAAGAGAUCAACUGGGGAGCACAGUCCCGUCAAGGGACAAAGUAGCUCCCUAGAAACCAAAGAGGAGUCAGAGAACGCAGCGACGACAAACUGCAAGAAGACUAACUAGUCAGCCUUCGCCCCGUAGCGCCUUUUCACCUCUAAGCAGGGUUGUGGAGUCAUUUAUGAUUCAGAUCUGUCAUGUCAGGAGUUCACUUAAACUUUCCGUUCUAUUUUUUCUUUUAUUAAGGAACACAUUUUGUCCCCUACUGACUAUUUCUUUCAAACUGUUUCUUUUGCAUUUCUUCGAAUGCAAUUUCAUGCUGGCUGCUGAAAUACAUUUCAAUAAGAGCUGACUCCAACCAAACCUGCACCUUAUUCUGGGAUAAUAACCCCAUCCUUAAAGUACUGUAAUGUUUAUGCUGUUGGAUUUAAACAUCAAACUACUCUUGGGCUGAUUGCACACUUGUAGUACAAAGUGUAGCUUAAUUUUGAAUAUAUAUUUAUAUUAAGGAAAAAAAAUGAUGAUAAUUCUAUUUCUGGGUUUGUUUCUGGGUUUUGGGACCAGUGCUGAGCACCUGCUGAUCUUUGAAUGUAUCUUUUUCUUUCUGUGUAUAUUCUGCUUCCUGUAAAUGCUAACUUUCCUACUUUGAAAUCUUUACAUUUUUAAAAGAGAAAUUAUAUUCUAUGACUUUGAGAUAUUAUAUUCUAAUUAACAAUUAUUGCACUCUUGAAUGUACAGCAUUUUGAAACGGAAAACUUUUGUUUUCUGUUUCUUUAGUGAAUGCUUUGAAUGACAAUUGAAGCCUGAGAAUAAAUAGGUUUAAAUGCACCAUCAAUAAAAUGUGUUGGUGGGA
Messenger RNA from Amphiprion ocellaris (clown anemonefish), 2046 nucleotides. RefSeq names its product transmembrane protein 38B (gene tmem38b). The coding region runs from base 354 to 1319 and encodes 321 amino acids. NCBI's taxonomy places the organism in Eukaryota, Metazoa, Chordata, Actinopteri, Pomacentridae. The record is from RefSeq and is a predicted model, not a curated record. The transcript is spliced from 6 exons. Gene Ontology annotation, molecular function: identical protein binding; potassium channel activity. Gene Ontology annotation, cellular component: membrane. Gene Ontology annotation, biological process: potassium ion transmembrane transport.